AUGGCCGAAUCAGAUGUUCAGGUGCAAAUAUUCGUUCCUACAACACAAGUAAUUUCUAUUAUCUCGCUACGUGAAUUCAUUAUAUUUUCUUUUGAAGGAAGUAAUCAACAAAGUGUGAUGAAUGAAUGCAUUCAAUGUAAUACUAACUAUGAAAAACAAUGA
Funneliformis caledonium is the source of this 162-nucleotide messenger RNA. Lineage: Eukaryota; Fungi; Glomeromycota; Glomeromycetes; Glomerales; Glomeraceae. The record is from the annotation of a GenBank genome assembly.